AUGGCUAGAUUUCGUCUGUUUAGGCUGUUGGGCUGUGGACCCGAUGGCGAAGAUGCCGACCCACUAGAAAAACCGGCUGUCCCGCCACCCGAAUACCGAAGUGUUGUCGGGGAUCUAAAUCCCGCGAUACAGGGCCUUCCGAGUGUUCAGCCAAGAAAAAUAGGGGUUUACCUCUCUCCUGCCAAUGAACUGGAGAAUGACGACAAUGAGAAGAAGUGGGCGGGAAUUGUGGAUACUGCCAGCAAGGGCAAGGGCAACAAGGGCAUGGGCAAUGGGCAGGUUAAGGUUAAGGUUAAGGGUAACGUUAUCAGUGGAGUCGAUGAGGUGAAAGACGGGGAGCAGCGCAAAAGGGACAGCUCAGCCCCACAGAUAUCACGACAGGAUGAGCUACGGCAACGGCAGUUCCUGACGAAACGAACACCCAACAACAACACCUUCCUCAUGCCUAACGGCAAGGAAGUGACCUUGCACACCAACGAUGAUUUUGUCCAGGCUACCCUUGCAGCGGCGCAGACGAGCGACGAGGUUUUGGGUCAAUGGCUCGCGAUGAGCCACGGGGUUGAUACGAGGGACUCGAGAAAUUGGACAGCUGUCAAGUGGGCCAUGCACCUGAAUCAGCCCGAUGCUGUGCGCAGGCUGAUUGGUAAGGGUGCGGAGGUGAACAUGGUCCUCCAAGGGAGAUAUACGGACUUACAUCAUGCAGUUUCACAGGGGGAUCAGGAACUGAUUGUAAAUCUGCUCAAGUACAGAGCAGAUAUCAAUGUUACGGACAAUGAGGGGAACACACCAUUACACUGUGCGCUGAACCACUGGUUGAAAAUCACAGAUACAUAUAAAGAUAGAGGUGAUGACUUUGGUUUACCCAUAAUCAAGCUGCUUGCGGAAAAAGGUGCGGAUCUGGAAGCACAGAAUCGCUACGGAAAUACGGUGUUGCAUGAAGCGUGCAUAUAUGGCGAUGGGUUGUCUCUCAUAUUCCUGUCAGGCCAUAACAAUCCGGGCACGGAAAUUACACACAGGCGCCUCACGAUGGCUAAGUACCUACUCAAACUUGGUAUUCCCGUAGACACGCGUGAUAAAUGGGGCUCCACGCCGCUGUUGCGCUGCUGCACCAUGCGGACUCCUGAUCGCAAUGUCAUUGCGCUCCUGCUUGAGAACGGGGCGGAUGUUCAUUCAGCUAAUCGCCAGGGCGAUACAGUGCUGGACGCCGUUUGUUUCCAGCGGGAUACGGAGUUGUUGAAACAGGUCACGGAACGUGCUAUCAAAAAUGUCGCUGACACCAAUGCUGGUAACGACGGCAAAGAUAUCGCUCAUGCAGCGACAGCAGACCUCUUUAACAAGCCAACCAUCCUCUCCACCCCGCUGCACUACGCGGCCCAACACAGUGGACCAGACCGCGUCUUUUUCCUCCUCUCCCACGGCGCAAAACCGCGUACACCCACUUACGCCACAGGAGCAACCCCACUGCACCUCCUCGCCUCCACACCCAACGCCACCGCGACAGAUAGACCCACCUCCCCACCCCCUUCCUCACCCGUCGCCACCAACCCCACCGCCACAACUACAACAAUGACAAUGACAGCAAUUACAAACCCCAUCACUCAAAAAAUUAACCUCCUAACCUCUCACGGCGCAGACAUUAACGCUCGUGACCUGCGCGGCGCCACCCCUCUCCACUACGCAGCGCGUAACGUCGAGUCCCGUCACCAAGAGCGCAUCGUGGCGGCCCUGUUGGCGGCGGGCGCGGAACCUGAUUGUAAGGACUUCAGCGGGCGGACACCUCUGAUGGAGUUGGAGGGGUAUUGGGUGCUUAAGGGGGCGGUUGUGAAGAGGCUUGUGGAGGCCGGAGCGGAAAGGGUGGAGGGGAUGCAGGGGUUGGGCGGGUUUGAGUAUAUGGAUCGGGACGGGAUUGAAGGUUAG
Paracoccidioides brasiliensis Pb18 is the source of this 1917-nucleotide messenger RNA. RefSeq lists its product as uncharacterized. The record is from RefSeq and is a predicted model, not a curated record. Gene Ontology annotation, molecular function: protein binding. The transcript has a single exon. Bases 1 to 1917 code for a protein of 638 amino acids.